GUGAAUGGUGACCCUUUCCUUGUUACCAAUGUUGUCCAAAAGUGAGCUUCUGCAUACAUGACAUGUACGUCUGGGCUAGAAACACCAUCCUCGGUGACCUGAAUGGUCUGUGCUUCGGCGGCCGUGAGUUCGGCGCUGGCAGGACCGGAGGCAAGUUCAAAAAGCUGCCUGUCUCUCAGGAGAGAAUCGACAAGUGGGGCGAAUCGCUACGAGUUUCGGGCAAUAUUACCUUACCGACGUAUGAAACCACUACUGCCGCUUCUAAUCCGAUCAUUUGUGAUGGCGAGACCAAACUUGGUCUCCUUCUUCAGUGCCAAGACCUUUUCGCCGACGUUACUUACGACGGGACCCCUGUCAGUGACGACUUGUAUCAGGUUUCUGUAGACUUCUGCACGUUCGACCUGUGCGCCAUGACGCUGAGCCAAGCCACCCAGGAAGCGAUAGACAACUGGAAAAUCAUAAUGAUUGGCAUGCUGGCGAACACAAUUGAAAUCAUCGUCCACACCCUCCCAAUUGAAGCCCCAACAACUGUAGCUCCAGGAUACUGUACCUUCGACGGGAAGAUCUAUGCAAACGGAGAAGAAUUUGAAAACAGUUGCUUGAUUCUGGUCUGUGAGCGAGAUACCUGGCGGCCGACAGGGCGUAUAAACAGCGCCUGUACAGUGUGUUCAAUCAGAAAUGACCCUCACUUCAUCGAUUUCUUUGCCUGGGCCUUCGACUUCCAUGGCAUAAAUAACUACGCAAUCGCAAAGAACGCAGAUUCCAGUGGAGUGACAGGUGACUUUUAUGAGUGCUAUCCCUUCAUCUCCUGUCUGGACAUCAUUACGUACAAAGAUGAUGCAGCCACAGUCGUCACUUUCGACAGAAACGGCGGGAACACGAUCCUCGUGAAUGGUAGCCCUUUCGUCGUUACCAAUGCUGUCCAAAAUGUGGAAUCCGCCGGCGGUGUCGCUCACCCGGUCCUUGCAUGGAAACAUAAUGCCAACUGCAUUCGCAUAGUAGGAACUCGGGGUAUUGCGGUGGCCUUCUGCGGAUGGGAAAUGUACGUCUGGGCUCAAAACGCCAUCCUCGGAGGCCUGGAGGGUCUGUGUCUAGCUGGCCCUGCUUUCGAGUUGGCCAAUCCACCAAGUGACUUCAGUAUCCUUCGUGUCCCUCAGGAGGAAAUUGAUGCGUGGGGCGAGUCGCUCCGAGUUUCAGGAAGUCACGCCGCGAGAAAUGUCCGUAGUAGCGAUAUAAAAAGCAAUUGUGAUGAGGCCACCGAGGAGGAGCUCCUGCAGGUGUGCCUGGCCCUUCUGCGCGGGGCGUCUUACAACGGAUAUCCUGCAAGUCAUGCUUUGUUGCAGGUUAUUGCCCAGUUCUGCAAGGUCGACCUGUGCGCCAUGACGCUGGCGAACGCGACCCAAGAGGCGAUUGAUAACUGGAAAGCCGUCAUGGUCGACAUGUUGGAGAACUCAAUCGAAGUCAUCGUCAGCUCCCUCCCCCCUGGACAUCCACAAGAUCCUGAGGAGCCAUCGACAUCAAGGUCCAGGUGCUUCAGGAAGUCAACUUGUAGACCAGGCGAGGAGACGGCGCCGCGACGUCUCGAGGAAAGGACCGGAGAUGAAAAUUGUCGCGGGGUUUGGCACUUUACCAUCUGAUAUUUUAGGGGAAAGGAGACAGGCUGUCGACGCAAACGGAUGCAGACAAAGAGAAAUUGCUUAAUUGAAGCGGACUGGUGUAUUUGCCGGGAUAUCUUGGCCAUAACAUUCACCUGUCGAAUUUAAUGUAAAGCGUAGUGGAGUUCAUGAUCUUCAGAUGUAAUAAUUGGUUGGGGAAAAUUAUUAGCUCUUGAGAAGAAAUCAACUGGAUGGGGAUAUAUAACUUAUUAGAUAUAUGGGCUGUAAGUUUGAUACUUUGAGUUUAGUGAUUGGCGACUAUACCUUUGCAACUAAAAAAAUGUGCUAUUUAUUUGCUGUUCGAUGAUUAAGAUGCAUUUUUGUUAGGUUAGCAAAGUUUUCACUUUUUAACGUUUUUUUCGUUUUUCUAUUGCCAACUAAUUCUAACACUCAAAAUUUCUUUAUUCAUAUUCAUCCAUGAUUGCCUUGGAUAGUUUAUACACAUGAUAAGAAAAUAUAAAUCUCCAUUUCGUGGGUAUUUUGUAAAAUUUAAGUAAACAGCACAAAAAAUU
Molecule: messenger RNA, 2167 nt
Organism: Penaeus monodon (black tiger shrimp)
Lineage: Eukaryota; Metazoa; Arthropoda; Malacostraca; Decapoda; Penaeidae
Source: RefSeq, a predicted model, not a curated record